Molecule: messenger RNA, 1122 nt
Organism: Diuraphis noxia (Russian wheat aphid)
Lineage: Eukaryota; Metazoa; Arthropoda; Insecta; Hemiptera; Aphididae
Molecular function (GO): DNA binding; protein dimerization activity
Source: RefSeq, a predicted model, not a curated record
AUGUCUUCAACGGGUAGAAGAAAAGAUCCUGUUUGGAAUUAUUUUCUAGAAAUAAAACCAAAUGGUACUACUAAAGGUACUCGAGCGAAGUGUAUAAAAUGCAAUUUUGAAAUGUCUGGGCUAGUAGAUCGAAUGAAAACACAUCUAAAUAAAUGUAAUGUAGCUUCAAUAUCAAAUGAAGUUCAAAUCGAUGAAGAACCAAGAAGUUAUGAUAAUAAUGAUUCUAGUAGUUUAAGAUUGCAUACUACUACUCAUACCAAUGAUAGUUCAAUGAAUGUUGAAACUCGCGUAAAGCGUUUUUGUGCUGAUACACCAUCUACGGGAUCACAAAUAUCUACAUCAAUCAGUAAGUUUGUUAUACGAACUAGUGAUAAAGAUAAAAAAUCAUUUGAUGUACAAAUUGCCAAAUAUAUAUAUGCGACAAAUUCGUCAUUUACUUUUGUUGAACAUAAGGAGUUUAAAAAAAUGAUUGAGUUAAUUCGUCCUGGCUACAAACCUCCCAAUCGUGAUCAAAUUAGCAAUAAGUUGUUAGAUCAAGUGUUUAACGAGGUGAAUGAAGAMAUUAAAAAAAUUCUUAAAGGUAAAAUUGUAUGUAUGGCAAUGGACGGGUGGAGCAACAUACACAAUGAACCAAUAAUAUGCAUAUCGGUGUACAAUUUAGAAGAUGAAAUAGUAUGUUUAAUUGAUACAAUUGAGACAAAAGCUGAAAGUCAUAAUGCAGAGUAUUUAUUAAAAUUGGCUGUUGAAUCGAUAAAAAAAUGUAAGUCAUAUGGUUGUGAUGUUCGCAGUAUGGUUACAGAUAAUGCUGCCAAUAUGAGGAAAAUGCGAUUAGAACUUAGUACAUCAGAUUUGAGCUCUAAUGAAUAUUCACAUUUAGACAUAAUAACCUAUGGUUGUUCAUCACACAUUUUAAAUUUGCUAGCUCAUGAUUUAGAAGAUACAUUUCACCAUUUUCCUGCUGCUAAAUAUAAAGAACUUGGUGGUUCAUCUUUGGUACUUCCUUUUGAUGUUCGUUGGAAUACAAUGUUUGACUGUCUGCAAUCCUACAUCGAUAAUUGGCCAAUUUUAUACAAAGUAUGUGUUGAUCAUAGAGCAGCAAUUGAUUCUAAGAUAACUUCUAUG